This is a messenger RNA of Silurus meridionalis, 2474 nucleotides long. It is a transcript of the gene cacng3a, whose product is annotated as calcium channel, voltage-dependent, gamma subunit 3a. NCBI's taxonomy places the organism in Eukaryota, Metazoa, Chordata, Actinopteri, Siluriformes, Siluridae. Gene Ontology annotation, cellular component: postsynaptic density membrane; AMPA glutamate receptor complex. The transcript has 4 exons. The record is from RefSeq and is a predicted model, not a curated record. The coding region runs from base 655 to 1827 and encodes 390 amino acids. Gene Ontology annotation, biological process: regulation of AMPA receptor activity; calcium ion transport; postsynaptic neurotransmitter receptor diffusion trapping. Gene Ontology annotation, molecular function: voltage-gated calcium channel activity; channel regulator activity.
AUCAAUAGCAUCUGAUAUCUGACUGGGGUUCCAGUACAUUUUGAAGCCAUAGUUUAUUUCGUUGUAAAGCGCUGGUGCACGUAAACUCACUCUGAAUGUGUGUAACUCCUGUAAACACACUCGCUCAUCUUCACGCUUACAUCCCUCCAAACUGGAGUGUUUCAUAAUCUGCUCUCAGCCAGAAGAACUCCAGAUCUAUUUCUAGUCCAGGUUUCCUCCAUGUGUUGUCUCAGGAACUUUCUCAGUUACUCCUGGUUUUGUUCAUCAGGACUCUGCAGCUACACCCAGAUGAUUGAAUUCCCUCUACACAGAGUUUUGUUUCAUUCACAACAUCAAUCUGUUGAAAAAGGGGCGGUCGUCUGAGACUCUGAUCUCACACACACACACACACACACACACACACACACAUCACUCUGCACACUGGAAUGAGAACACAGCCACGGGAAGAUCUCAGGAUCUAACAGACAAUCUGUAACCUGAGUGACUUUUUUUCAUCUCACUGAUAUGAAAACUAUGUUCUUGAGAAGUUCCUGAAGAAACUCAUCAAAUCAGACCUCACCCUGUCCAGAGGAACAACGAUGAUAUGAUUCUUGUUUUGGCUCCAUCUGGGAUCGUAAUCUGAACAUCUGAAGAGCAUCGUGAGAUGGACGCAGCAUGAGGCUGUGCAACCGUGGAGCACAGAUGCUCAUCACCACCGCUGGAGCUUUCACCGCUUUCAGCCUCAUGACCAUCGCCGUAGGAACGGAUUACUGGCUUUACUCGCCCGGAGUGUGUCGCACCGAGAACACGGGAGACAACGAGACCAGCCGGAAGAACGAGGAGGUUCUCACACACUCGGGCCUCUGGCGUCAGUGCUGCAUGGAAGGUAUGUUUACAGGUGUGUGUAAAAACAUUGAUCAUUUCCCAGAAGACGCCGAGUAUGAACAAGAUGCAUCAGAAUACCUGCUCCGAGCAGUACGUGCCUCCAGUCUUUUCCCCAUCAUGAGUGUUGGGUUGUUGUUUGUUGGUGGAGUGUGUGUAGCUGCCAGCGAGUUCUACAAAAACCGCUACAACGUCAUCCUGAGUGCAGGAAUAUUCUUCGUCUCCGCCGGUCUCAGUAACAUUAUCGGGAUCAUUGUGUACAUUUCCGCUAACGCCGGAGAUCCGAAUCAGAGCGAGUCGAAACGGAGUCACUGGUACGGCUGGAGCUUCUACUGCGGCGCGCUCUCGUUCAUCAUGGCGGAGACGGUGGGCGCGCUCACGGUGCACCUCUUCAUCGACUCGCACCGCACGCGCCCUUUCCGGCGCGCGCCUCGGGGCCGCGCGCACAUGUCGCUGCAGCGUCGCCGCUCCUCCAGCUACCGCUCGCGCUACCGCGCGUACACGCGCGCCCACGUGCACGCUCUGCCGCGCGCCGGACACCCGCGCGGCGACGAGCUCGAGCUCCAGUCGCUCCGUUACUCGCAGGCCACGCCCCUACACCACAGCGCGCGCGCGCACUACAUCAAAGCCGAGAACGGUCUCGCCCUGCACGCGCACGGCCCGUUUCACGAGAAGGGGAGCCAGUGCGCGCUCCGCCUCCGUGCAGCAGCGCCGCCAUGCGGAGAACCACGCCGGUGUGAUACCACUGAGCAUCAUUCAGAAAUCUCAUCAAAUCACAGCUACAAUACACACCGGAUGACAUCACAAAUAAAAAUACAACCACAAACAUCUGGAACAUCUGGACAGCUGCUUUACACACCGGUGAGAAAUAAAGAGAAAAACCUGAAAUCUCAGACUGUGGAAGGUUUCACACUAGCAUUCAGAUGGAGCUCAUCUUCUGUAUUGGCCACGUGGUUUAAAGAAUGAAGAAAAUAAAAUCUGAACUAAAAAUGAGUAAAGAAAUUUACGAAUCAGGUUCUUCUGCAAAAACUAGAAAUAAAUUCACCUGAGAGCUUUCUGCAUUUCAUCACAAACUUAUAGGAAAAGUCAAAUAUCAUGAUCAAGAAGAGAUGUUCAAAAAUAAUGAUGAGCAUGAACAAAAGAAAAAAAGAAAGAAAGAAAGACUCAGACAGAACACACUCCUACACACUCAUCUUACCUUAAAGAAGAUAAAGAAAAGGAAGGAAUGAAGAAAAGAGAAAAGAAAGGAGAGAAAGGAUUGAUGUGCAACAAAAGGAUGACUGGAGAAAAGACAUACCUGAAGAAAGAAAGAAAGAAAGAAAGAAAGAAAGAAAGAAAGAAAGAAAGAAAGAAAGAAAGAAAGAAAGAAAAGUAAAACAAUUUAUAGACAAAAAAAAUAAUUAAAAAAAUGUUUUAAAAAGAAAGAAUGUUGCAUUAUUCUCACAGGUAAAUAAAAACAUGAUUAUUCAGUAUUUAAAAGAUGUAAAUUAAAGGAAACAUUGUUGUAAUUAAAUAUUAUUAAUUAUACACACAUUUUUAUUUCCUGUUUAUUAAAUGGUUUUGUGCUUUAAACAUUCAUUCUUUUUUUUUGCCCAAUCCAAUAAAUAAAAUGU